GGAAAAGGAAAAUGGCCAGCAUCAAUUGGAGGCAUCAACAUAUGAUCCUGCCAACAUGGUCGAAGAUGAGCCGCUAACAUGGAGAUUUUGGCGCAAACGUCGUUACAUUGUGGUCUUGUUGGCCUUCUUCGGUUUCUUCAAUGUCUAUUCGAUGCGUGUCAAUUUGAGUGUGGCCAUUGUGGCGAUGACAGAAAAUCGCACCGUAAUCGACGAGAAUGGCAAUGAAUCAUGGGAACAAGAUUUCCCCUGGGAUUCGAAACAGAAGGGUCUGAUUUUGAGUUCAUUCUUCUACGGUUAUAUUUUGACACAAUUCUUGGGUGGAUUUAUCGGAGCAAAGAUUGGUGGUAAUUUGGUCUUUGGUAUUGGCAUUGGAGCCACGGCGAUAUUGACACUCUUCACACCUUUGGCAGCCAACCAUAGUUUGGAAACCUUGUUGGUUGUGCGCAUUAUCGAAGGUAUUUUUGAAGGUGUCACAUUCCCCUGUAUUCACGCCGUAUGGUCACGCUGGUCGCCACCCCUCGAAAGAUCUCGUAUGGCUUCCAUUGCCUUUGCGGGUAAUUAUGCUGGUACCGUCAUAGCUAUGCCUUCAUCGGGUCUCCUCGCAUCGGCAUAUGGUUGGGAAAGUGUUUUCUAUGUCUUCGGUGCCAUCGGUUGUCUCUGGCUUAUUCUAUGGUUGUUGAUUGUACGCUCUGGACCCGAUAAGGAUCGUUUCUGUUCGCCCAAUGAACGUGACUAUAUUAUGAAGUCAAUCGGUGUUGUCGGUCAGCGUAACAUCAAACAUCCAUGGAAGGCGAUAUUCACAUCACUGCCAUUUUAUGCUAUAAUAGCAUCACAUUUCUCGGAAAAUUGGGGUUUCUAUACCUUACUGACUCAAUUGCCAUCGUUCUUGAAGGAUUCCCUCAACUUUGAUUUGGACAAAACUGGUUUCCUAUCUGCCGUACCGUAUCUUGCCAUGGGUAUCCUAUUGGGUGUAUCGGGUUAUUUGGCCGAUUGGCUGCAAGUCAAGGGCAUUUGGACAACCACCCAAGUCAGACGUAACUUCAAUUGUGGUGCCUUCUUGGCCCAAACAGUUUUCAUGGUGCUCACAGCCUAUUUGUUGGAUCCCACCUGGUCGGUAGUUUGUAUUACCAUUGCUGUGGGCCUGGGUGCAUUUGCCUGGUCUGGAUUUGCUGUCAACCACUUGGAUAUUGCACCACAACAUGCCAGUGUCCUGAUGGGUAUCGGUAACACCUUUGCCACCAUACCCGGUAUUGUCAGUCCAAUGUUGACCGGUUAUUUGGUUGUGAAUCAAACCAGCGAGGAAUGGAAGACAGUCUUCUUUAUUUCUGCCGGUAUUUAUCUAAUUGGCUGUGUUAUCUAUUGGAUGUGGGCAUCGGGUGAAUUACAAGAAUGGGCCAAGACCGAUGAACAAAAGGCACUGGAAAUGACACACAAAGCCGCCAAUGGCAACAAUAAUGCCUACGUCAAUGAGGCAUUGGAUGUCAAGGAAGAGACGAAGUGA
This is a messenger RNA of Musca vetustissima, 1501 nucleotides long. It is a transcript of the gene MFS9, whose product is annotated as sialin. The record is from RefSeq and is a predicted model, not a curated record. Gene Ontology annotation, cellular component: plasma membrane. NCBI's taxonomy places the organism in Eukaryota, Metazoa, Arthropoda, Insecta, Diptera, Muscidae. Gene Ontology annotation, biological process: transmembrane transport; monoatomic anion transport. Bases 56 to 1501 code for a protein of 481 amino acids. Gene Ontology annotation, molecular function: transmembrane transporter activity. The transcript has 6 exons.